Molecule: messenger RNA, 3299 nt
Organism: Ixodes scapularis (black-legged tick)
Lineage: Eukaryota; Metazoa; Arthropoda; Arachnida; Ixodida; Ixodidae
Product: KIF-binding protein
Exons: 1
Coding region: 316-2040 (574 amino acids)
Molecular function (GO): protein binding
Source: RefSeq, a predicted model, not a curated record
UAUGUAUGACGUUACUGAAACCCAAGUCGUCCUAGGGAAUUAGAGACUACAGAGGACAGGUUCACGCACGUCUACAAUGUAACUUAUGAUACUUUUUAACGCCUUCGAAGUUAAAAUCAGGCAGUGCAGGGCCCGCACUGCCCGUACGGCCUUGGUUUAGGCCACGUGUGCCAGAGGUAGGGACCACUGAUCUCUAGUGUCUCUAGUGGGUCGUGCUCUAGUGUUAGGGGCUCCAUGCAAAACGUAGGGAAGGUGCGUAGGGACGGUAGGGACCAAGCGUAGGGACUGGGGGCUCCACAAAAGCAUCAUUUCAAAAUGGCGGUCACGGCAGCGUGGGAUUCGAAGUUAGAAGAGAUUCGCAACGAAUACAAGCGUGCCCGGAAACUAAUUGACAUCGAAAGUCUGUUGGACCCGCCGACAGAGCCGUACCGAUCCAAGUAUGAAGCUAAGAAAAUACUCAAAGAGCUGCUGGAACUCAUCAGCCAGACCGAAACGGACAGCCCUGGCAAGGAGCACGUACGAGCGCUGAUCAAGUACGACCUGGGAGUCGUCGCCACGGAAACGGAGGAGACUUCCUUGGGGCUCGAGUGCUUCGAAGAGUGCCUCAGGAUCAUCGGCGAGGAUGGGUACGAAGAUCCAUCCUGCUGCUCGCUCGCGAUCAGCGCUCUCAACCAACUCGGGGUCAUAGCCACGGGCCGGUCCGACCCGAACCGAGCGUGCGAGCACCUCAAGCAAGCCGAGAGCAUCUACGCCAAGGUGAGCGCGGAAGACUUGACGAGGGUGCGAGGCUUUAGCGACUACUUCCUGACAGAGGGGCAGGCACGCUGCGAGACCGGCAUCAAGGAUCUCGAGCGCGCACACACGCACACGCUCUACUACCUUGCUCAGGUGUACGAGUCGCUCGGAGAAAAUGAGAAGGCGGCCAUGUACUGCCACAGCACGCUGAAGAAGCAACUGGCGAUCGGUGGCAUGGACAGCAUUGACUGGGCCCUCAACGCGGCUACCUUAUCGCAAUUCUUCAUCGUCAGGGGCGACUUCGGGGCGGGCAGACACCACUUGGCAUGCGCGAGCUACGUGCUCGCACAGUACGCGACUGAGUUGGACCACGAUCAGUCGUCCCCCGAGCACAAGGAGGAGAAAGAAGAGACGCUGAAGCACAGGUCCGCUGAUGUGGCACGGUGCUGGGCUAAGUAUGGUCUUCUGCUCUUGGUCGCCUCGAGGGAAGAAGCCACUGGCCAGAAGGACGAGGAACAGUCGCCCAGCAAACAGCCCCACCUGCUCAUCAAGUCGCCCGAGGUAGCCGCCCUAGAAGCCAUGGUCACGGACAAGCUGGUGACAGACUUCGAGGGCGCUAAGCCAGUCUUCCUGACUUGUCAGCGAUGGUUGACCGAGGCUAAGGAGUAUUACACGCUGAAGAACCACGCCACGGACUACAUCGAGAUAGUUCAGGAGAUGAGCAAAUUGUACAAGGAGCUGGCAUUCUUCGAGCCGGCAGCCGACCGGCGCUGCAAGAUGCACAAGCGGCGCAUCGACAUGCUCGAAGAGAUCUUAAAAGAAGUGAACCCCAAGUUCUACCUCCAUCUCUGCCGUCAGGUCAUGUUCGAGCUCGGAGAGACGUACAGCGAGAUGAUGGACGUCAAGUUCUCGAGUCUUCCGGCGGCUGUCAGGCCCAACUCUCAUGCGGUCAAGAAGAUCAACUCGCUCAUCGACAAGGCCAUACGUCACUACACUUCUUUCCUGGACACGCUGAAAGAUUUCAACGGCGAGUAUCCGGGCAAGUUUGCAGACGAUCUCGCGCGACCAGCGCUGGUGGCACAUAUCUGCGUGGGCAGACUGCACUCCAAGAGGGUAGCUCAGGAUCCCAGGGAACAGUUUGCCAACUUUGAGAUGACCAAAGAGAACUACGAGUUUGUGCAGAACUACUGCAAGAAGGCACCUGAACACGCGCUGCUGGUCAAGGAGGAGCUGGAGAUGAUGACGGAACUCCUGCAGCUCAUUCCGGGGACGCUGCAGAACAUGAUGAGCUCGACGUUGUAUUGAUACGAGACCUUGCUGCUCCAUUCACCCGCAUCGCGGGCAAUGCACUUGAGAUUGGCAUCGUCUGCAAGAUUCGAUGGGUUCCUGUUGCAACAUUGUUCUGGAUGGCUGACUUGCGUUUGUCACUCAUAACUUGUUCGACCUCGUUUUGUAUAAUCGAUUAGUAGAUGCAGCAUUGGCGUGCAGCAACGUUUGAUGGGCGGUUUCUGUCUCUCAUCUACUGUUCUUGGCCAAUAAGAAUGGCAAAGAAAGUGCAGGCGUGACUUUAACCAGUCUUUGGUUUGCAAACCAGUAAUUAAAAAACUAGAAUGAUCCAUUGCUCAAACUUAGCUGUGAAAUCCAGCUCUGGCUUGUGAGCCUCUUAGCAUCAGUAUCAGUAGUAUAAAAUUUAAAUGGCUUUAUUUGAUUCAGCCAGUCGUGCAAGAAAUUACAACUAGAUAUCGGUCCUUAAUUAAUUACACAUUCUGUUUCCCAGUGUCAAACAGAUGUUGGAACUGUGUUACAUCACCACAUAAAGUUGUUAAUUAGUGAUGUUCCUUUUUUUUGCUAGACGAUGUUGACCACUGAGUAUGAACCUUAAUUUAUUUAUUGUUGAUGAAUGAUUGCUCAGUUGCAUGUAGUAAAGCACAAGAGGUUGCCAGCAGAAAGCAAAGAAAAUGUUGCAACCCUUCUGCAAUAGAAGUGUCUAUGCCACAGACUGACCUGUCUUUGUGUCAUUGCAUUUGGCUUCUUUUUUUUGUUGGCCUCCUAAUCUAGUCUGUGGCACUUCCUUCAAAGUGUCGCAAUAGAUGUGUGUAUGCCGCUGACUAACCCGUGACCUGUUUUUCUGUCGUUGCAUUUGACUUCUUAUUUUGUUGGCCUCUUAAUGCAAUCUGUGGCACUUCUUUCACAGUCUGCUCUGGAGAGCACCUUUAUUUAUUUAUCUUCAUAGAUUACAGUAGGUUUUGUACAACCAUUGCCUACUUGAUAAUACUGUGAGUGCUCCUUGUGGUAUGUUUAUCUCUCCGUACUGGAUGUGUGGUAUCGGCGAGUUGUAUAACAAAUUUAUUGCUACUAUGUUCUUGGAAACCAAAAGGUCAACCGUGAGAAUGAUUGAAUGAAGUGAGACAGUUGUUUUCCAAGAUGUUUUGGUGCCUGGCCUUGUAGAGUGCUGGUCCAUUGAAACCGAAUCUUGCUUUAAUUGCUUGUGGGCAAUCGAGCUCUGAUUUUGUAUAAAAAUAAAUGUGUUCUUGGCUCAUUUUGGUGAACUUAGAUGCAUCCCA